AUGCCCCAAAUGCCCCAAGUGCCUCAAGUGCCAGUGGCGCAGCCUCAGCCACCAACCCCACCACCUACACCACUGCCUGUAACUUAUGGGUUCGAUCCAAAGUAUGAACAUUUCAGAAAACAAGCCCCACCAACCUUUGAAGGGAAAGCUGAUCCAAUAGUGGCAGAGGAUUGGUUAAGAUCAGUCGAGGCCAUUUUCGAUCAUAUGGAGUUGAAUGAUCGCCAGAGAAUCUUAUGUGCGGUUUAUUUAAUAAAAGUGGAUGAGCGAAUUUGGUGGGAUGUAAUUAAACAGACCCGUGACUUGAAUACCAUGACUUGGGCAGAAUUCAUCCAGGCUUUUAGCAAGAAUUAUUACAAUGCGGUAGUGCUAGCAACCAAGGUAGAUGAGUUUGAAACUCUGGUGCAAGGAAGCCUAUCUGUCACUGAUUAUGCACAGAAGUUAGAUGGGUUGGAAAAAUUUGUUGCGAAAGUUGUGCCAACUGGAACUCUACAAGUACAAAGGUUCAUGAGGGGACUCAAGCCAAUGAUCGCUAGGGAUGUUAUGAUGACCAGUGCUAAAGUAGUCAAUUAUGUAGAAGUACUUGAUAGAGCACUUGAAUAUGAAUAUUUGGAAGAUCGGAUAUGGAAGGAUAAUGCUUCCAGAAGAGAGAACUACCAAAAUAAGGGCUUCAAUGAGGGUAACAAAAGGAAAGCUAUUAAAGGCCAGAAUAGUGGCACUGAUAAGCGACCCAGACCUCCAGCCACGAAUAACAACAGUCACAACACUUAG
Messenger RNA from Humulus lupulus (European hop), 768 nucleotides. RefSeq lists its product as uncharacterized. Lineage: Eukaryota; Viridiplantae; Streptophyta; Magnoliopsida; Rosales; Cannabaceae. The coding region runs from base 1 to 768 and encodes 255 amino acids. The transcript has a single exon. The record is from RefSeq and is a predicted model, not a curated record.